GAGAUUAAAUUAGUCUUGUCUAGAAAUUUCGGAAAAUGUAUUAUUAAUAUUAUUAUACGUUUUACUUCUUAUAAAAUCUAAACUAUUUCUUGUAUCAACAAUAACUGGCAGUACCAAAGUGUUUUGUGUUUACUAGCUAGUGCAAGAGAAAUAGUUCAAGACUGAAUUUAUCAGGAUAAAAUCAAAUGAUGGCUGAUGUGCGCCAAGAACCCACCGUCGGUGGCGGCAGAAUCAAAGGACUAACGAUAGUAAAACCCAUUAUUUAUGGUAAUCUGGCAAGAUAUUUUGGUAAAAAGAGAGAAGAAGAUGGCCAUACACAUCAGUGGACAGUUUAUGUCAAGCCAUACAAGAAUGAAGACCUGUCAAUUUAUGUGAAAAAAGUCCAUUUCAAACUCCAUGAAAGUUAUCCAAAUCCAAAUCGUGUUGUGACGAAACCACCCUACGAAGUUACAGAAACUGGUUGGGGAGAAUUUGAAGUCAUUAUAAAAAUAUAUUUUAAUGAUCCAAAUGGAAAUGAAAAACCAGUGACAUUUUAUCAUUUGUUAAAACUAUUCCAAAGUGAAACUGACAUUAUGUUGGGCAAGAAGUCGUUAGUUGCUGAACUAUAUGAUGAGUUGGUUUUUCAAGAUCCAACUCCUGCCAUGCAACAAUUGUUAACAAGUGUUCGACCCAUUUCACUUGGUGCUUAUAAGCAUGAAACAGACUUUGAGGAGAAAAGAGAAAAAACUAAUAAUAAUCUUAUUGCUGCCAAGAAUAAAAUAAGAUAUGAAAUUUCAGAGUUAAAUGAACGAUUAAAGUUUGCUAAACAGAACAUUUCUAAGUUGAAGAAAGACAUUGCUCAAAUUGAGAAAGUUGAUGAUAAAUCAAUUAUAUCAUUGAUACCCCAGUGAUUCUUUUGUGGAUUUAAGCCAAAGCGGACAUGUAUAUAUGCCAGUAUCAGAAAACAUUAUGUUCAUGUUUGACCACUAUAUGCAUAUCUGUCAUACAUGUAUAUAUCAGUUAUAUUAAAGCGAGAAUUUCAUAUUUUUAAAAUGUAUUAAAAUAAAGCCUUAAAGUUACAAUUUCAUAUUUUUAAGUUAUAUAUUUAAAAUGUAUUAAAAUAAAGCCCUAAAAUAGAUGGUAUCCAUAAACAGUCCUACCUUGUUAAAGAAUAAUCCUAUUAAUCCUAUAAUUCACUAUUGCCAGUUGAGAAAUUGGCAAAAAUGUCAUUUUCAACUUCAAAUUCAAAUGUUUGAAGAUAGCUAGGCCUAUUCCAUGGUGGGCAAUAGGAAAACAAGGGAGGUAAUUGUGUUAUUAAUUCCGGUGCUAAGAUUUUUAAGUGUGAGACAGAUAACCUAUGAUCGUAUAAUAGUGAGUUGACAACCUAUUGAGCAAAAGACAGAAAUAAUUAUGUUUUGACUUUCUUAGAAAAUAUGAAAUUGUAACUUUGAAAUAGAUGGUUUCUAUAAAUAGUCCUACCUUGUUAAAGAAUAAUCCUAUUAAUCCUAUAAUUCACUAUUGCCAGUUGAGGAAUUGGCAAAAAUAUCAUUUUCAACUUCAAAUUCAAACGUUAGAAGAUAGCUAUUCCAUGGGGGGAAUAGAAAAACAAGGGAGGUAAUUGUGUUAUUAUUUCCUGUGUGAAUGAUUUUAUAAGUGUGAUAAUGAUACCUAUGAUCGUAUAAUAGUGAGUUGACAACCUAUUGAGCAAAAAACAUAGAAAUAAUUAUGUUUUGACUUUCUUAGAAAAUAUGAAAUUCUCGCUUUAAGCUACAUAUCUAUGCAAUGAAAUGUUAUGAAAACUUUUUGAAAUGUCACACUAUUUUGCUAGUGAUUAUUAUCCAUAAAGUUGCGUUUUGUAUGGUACAUUCUUUCCAGUGUAUGCAUAGCUGCUAAUCAACAUGCAAUUUGUUCUCUAAAGUGUCAUUUGUAUUUUAAGAUGAUAUAUUCUUUAUUAUUGAGUGAUGCUUAAGUGUAAUAGUGUACUGUACUGAUACUGUUUUCAUAUAUUGAAAUGAUGAAGAUACAUGAUACCGAUACAUUAAAUAAAUCAAAUAUACACAUA
Patella vulgata (common limpet) is the source of this 2041-nucleotide messenger RNA. Its product is annotated as YEATS domain-containing protein 4-like. The record is from RefSeq and is a predicted model, not a curated record. The coding region runs from base 186 to 890 and encodes 234 amino acids. Gene Ontology annotation, biological process: regulation of DNA-templated transcription. NCBI's taxonomy places the organism in Eukaryota, Metazoa, Mollusca, Gastropoda, Patellidae. The transcript has a single exon.